Epithele typhae is the source of this 606-nucleotide messenger RNA. RefSeq names its product density-regulated protein DRP1. The record is from RefSeq and is a predicted model, not a curated record. Gene Ontology annotation, molecular function: translation initiation factor activity; mRNA binding. The coding region runs from base 1 to 606 and encodes 201 amino acids. Gene Ontology annotation, biological process: translation reinitiation; formation of translation preinitiation complex. The transcript is spliced from 5 exons. NCBI's taxonomy places the organism in Eukaryota, Fungi, Basidiomycota, Agaricomycetes, Polyporales, Epitheliaceae.
AUGGCGAGCACGGAAGAAGCGGCCACCUCUGCGCCCCCAGCGCCCCCUGUGCCGCUCUCGGUGCUCUACUGCGAAGUCUGCUCGUUCCCGCUCGAGUACUGCGAGUUCGGCGCGAGCCUGACGAAGUGCAAGGAGUGGCUCAGGGAGGAGCACCCGGCCCUGUUCGACAAGUACUAUUCCGAAGAGGCGCUGCAGGCCAAGAUUGGGACGCUGAGCUUGGAGGCGCAGGAGAAGCUGGAGAAGGACACGGCGAAGAAGGAGGCGAAGGCUGAGGCGAAGGCGGACGCGGCUCUGAAGAAGAAGAUGGUGAUGUAUCUGCAGGUCACGAUCAAGCGGAUUGAGCGGAAUAAGCGGAAGCACGUCACAUCCAUCCACGGGCUGGAGGCUUUCGAUGUCGACCUGAAGAAGGCGGCCAAGUUCUUCGCGCAGAAGUUCGCGACCGGGUCGUCGGUGACGAAGAACCCUCAAGGUCAAGACGAAAUUGUUGUCCAAGGAGACGUCAGUUACGACAUUAUGGAGAUGAUCGAAGAGGGCGUGGGACUGCUCAAGAGCGUACCGAAAGAAAACGUGGUGCAAGUUGAGGAGAAAGCGAAGAAGGGUGGUUGA